CGAUCUGACUGACUGAGUGAGUGAGUGAGUGCGCGCUGCUGCUGCUGCACAAGAAAACACUGACGAGCGACUCAACAACUUUAUCAUAACUGGAAAUUAACUAAAUCUGAGAGGAAAACCUUUUAUAACUGUUUACAUCUCAUGUUUCUUGUCUCCCACUCGCGUAGUGAGAAACGGCACACUGUUUUAUCCACUUUACGAUGUUUUCUGUCAAGUUUUUCUGACUUUGGGAGAGCUUGAAGACGAAGAUAAAUAUCUUGAUUUAUACAACGCUUGAUAUCACAAAGCAAGCAAACAAAAGAGGAACAACGAGUGUCAACGUUGAUGUAAAUAAAGAAAGUUUAAUAGUUGAAGAGAGAGAGAGAGAUACAUGAAGAGAAAGAAAGGACUUUUCCCCCGCUGAACGGGACACUUGAAAGUUUGUUUUGCGCGAGCAUUAAAAGAUGCAUCACUGAAACAACACUGGUUCCGAGCGACCAUUGCAGGGUAAUUUCUAGUCACCUGGCAUCUGGGUCCAGAACAGAUGUCCAAAGAGGACCACAGCCAUAGUGCCAGCCCACCCGAACCUCCAGAUGGAGCCCAACCGGAGAGACUGUCGGAUGAAACUGUCUCAAACCCAGAAGGGAAUGAAACCGGUGAGCAGACAGCACAGAACUCAAACACCCCACCCAUGGAAAAGACAGGAGACGUGGAGAAUGGCAACAACAACAACAGCCUGUCCCAACCGGACCUCACCAGCACUCCUGGCAAAAGCAUAACAUAUCAACCUCAGGCACGCUCUACACCCAUAAACCCCACGCUAACCAGCUCCACUGAAUCAGCCACGCUGCUGAGGAGAGACAGCAAGCCACACAGCAAUGGGGUGAGAAACGGCACCUUCUCACGAGCUGCCUCUUCAUCAUCCUCAUCUUCAUCCACAGCCCAUAAAAACCCUAAGAAGUUACAGUCGAACCCAUCCAUCAACAGUCAGAGGAGCAAAGGAAGCUCCAAAUCCAACAGCUCCAAGAUCCCCACAGAGGCCCAGGAUGAUUGCUGUGUCCACUGCAUCCUGGCCUGCCUGUUCUGCGAGUUCCUCACACUGUGCAACAUCGUGCUGGACUGCGCCACGUGUGGCUCCUGCGCAUCAGACGACUCCUGCUUCUGCUGCUGCUGUGCUUCAGAGGAAUGCGGCGACUGUGACCUGCCCUGUGACAUGGACUGCGGAAUCAUCGACGCCUGCUGCGAGUCUGCAGACUGUCUGGAGAUCUGCAUGGAGUGCUGCGGCCUUUGUUUCUCCUCCUGAGACUGAUCUGAGACCUGAGGAGAAACGAGCAGACAAUGACAGACGCAAACCUAGCUGUGAGUUACAGUCAGGUAGCUUUCUUAUGAGGUUAGUGGUCCAACACUAGUGGUGUUAUUCUGAAAUAGUCGUAUACAUGCUUAUGAAUUUCUUCUGGAAUGGUUUCUGCUUUAAUGUGCUUUGUUGAGUCUACAUUGGCGUGACGCUGAAUACAAACACAUCGACUGAGGAAAAACUAAAAUCAUCUAAGCGCCAAGCUUUUGAUAAAAGCACAAUCGACAGGCACCCAGUGGUUUACAAAUUCCACAAUAAUGCACGCCGGAAAAGAGCUUGAACAAUGCAGUAUCAUUAAAAAGCCUCUCAAGGAAGACUAAUCCAAAGAUCACAUACACAGUCAACACUAUUUUGUAAUGUUAAUCCCAAAUAUCACCUCUCAGUACGCACACUUACUGUAGUACACUGGUGUAGUCCUUUGAGGAUUACAAAAGCCAUAAACUGUGAGUGUGAAACUCAUAGAUGUAUGCGAGCGGGAGAACGACGUGUGUAUUUAAUAUAUGGUGCCAUGCUACAGUUGUAUUUUAGAUUGUAUAUAAACGUGAAGAGAAUCCUGUCCGUCUCCACAUUUGCUCUUGUGAUGUUCGUAUUCUUAUUUUUCUGUCGUUUUUCACUUCAUUAAGCAGUCUUACUCGUACUGGAAUCAUACUGUAAACGGUUGUGAAUUGCUCCCAUAUUUUUUCCCCAAUGUGAAAUGUCUGCCUUGUAAUUCCAAAACUUUCCAUUUAAAGAAGUGUGUGUGUGAAUCUAAAUGUUUGAUUAUCUAUCUACCUAUUGUUUAUGUAGUAAAUGCCUAGCAUUAGCAGUAUUAUUUUAUCCUUUGCAAAAAAAAGUCAGGUUUCUUUACAGCCAGGUUCAGACUACAUGAUGAUAUUUUAAUCCACGACCCAUUUGAUGUUGGUGAAUUCUUGCUAAAGCAUAAACAACAAUAAGCACAUAUUUGAUCUUGUCUCUGGGGUCAGUUCUUAUGCUAAUUACUCUGUUAGCUGCAUUUGAUUAUUGAUGCAAAAUUCAAACCUGCUUGGGAGCUGCUUAUUUUAUAUCAACAGCAUUAGAUUGUCAUUUCAAGCUGGUGAUACUUGAUGUAGCAGUGGCUGAUUUUUAAAAAUAUUUUAUAUAUAUAUAUAUAUAUAUAUUUAUAUAUAUAUAUAUAUAUAUUUAUAU
Molecule: messenger RNA, 2497 nt
Organism: Danio rerio (zebrafish)
Lineage: Eukaryota; Metazoa; Chordata; Actinopteri; Cypriniformes; Danionidae
Source: RefSeq, a predicted model, not a curated record